AUGACAAGCUGGCAUUUAUAUCUAUCUUAUACCUAUUUUAUUUUUGAAGAGAACGACAUCGCCAUAUUGACUUUGAGCAGACCAGUCCGUGAAGAAGGAUGUGUGAAAUUUGCAACUAUGGCCAAUCCAGGAGAAACAUUUGAUCAUAAAAGAUGUAUCGCUGCUGGAUGGGGAAGUCUCUUUUUCAGAGGACAUAGCCCUAACGAAUUAUAUAAAGUGGCCCUUCCAGCUAUUCCCCAUGAUGUUUGUAAAAGAAGAUCUGGGAUGCGAAUUGCUGAAGGAAUUCUUUGUGCCGGGGAUUUCAGACCAGGUGGAGCAUCUGUUUGCAAGGGUGACUCUGGUGGUCCACUUUAUUGUCCAAGAUCAAAUGGUGAAAUGGUGUUGGCAGGAGUAACAUGGUUGGCAGGAUAUAAAUGUGAGACAGAUGUCAGUGCUUUCAGCGACGUCGGAUAUUUCCGAAACUGGAUCGAUAGACACACGUGAGAAGUACUUUGAUGAAGAUAUCUGUUAUCGAA
Molecule: messenger RNA, 515 nt
Organism: Octopus sinensis (East Asian common octopus)
Lineage: Eukaryota; Metazoa; Mollusca; Cephalopoda; Octopoda; Octopodidae
Product: CUB and peptidase domain-containing protein 2-like
Biological process (GO): proteolysis
Molecular function (GO): serine-type endopeptidase activity
Source: RefSeq, a predicted model, not a curated record